AUGAAAGUUCGCCAGGCUUAUUUUGCCUUGAUUUCACUGAAUUUAUUGUUUAUUUACUCGCUAGACCCCUCAACAAUCGUUUUAGCGAUCAAUGCUGGAGGCUCCGCUUAUACAUCCUCUUUUGGCUUUUCAUACUCUUCUGAUCUAUAUUACACAUCAGGAAGUAAAGAUAGUACUCUGCCCGGCUUAAAUAUAGCCCAUACAGUAAAUCAAUAUAUUUACCAAUCUGAAAGAUGAGAUUUAGUGACGUGAGGAUAUGACCUCCCUAUUAGUACAGAUGGGACAUAUGUGCUUAUUCUCCAGUUUGCUGAAAUCUAUUAUAAUAUCAUCAAUUACAGAGUUUUCACUGUGAAAAUUGGAGAUUAUGUUGUUACUAAUAAUUUAGACUUAUACGCUACUGUAGGGGAAUUUACAGCUUACGAUAUUUUUACAACUUUUACAUUAUCAAGUAACACUGUUUUAAUUUCAGGAAAUACAGUAUCUGGAGCUUAUUCAGGCGGCAAACUAUUAGUUCGAUUUUAUUUAAUCCUCUCCUUGGGGUAAAAAUAUUUAUUUUUUGGCUGAAAACUAUCUUCAGUAGCGAACAAAAAUUUUCAUGAAACAAAAAAAUUAACCCCUUUCUAUAAAUUAUUUUAUUCCCUCAAGGAUGGGGGAGCUAGUUGCAGAAAAUCCAAAACUUUCAGGAAUAGUUUUGGUGAGUGGAGAUUGCAGUGUGGCUGAUUAUUGCAAUAUGUGUUAUCAAGCAAGAUGCUUGGCAUGCAAUGUGGCUACUCUGACCUGCGCUACUUGUAUCACUAAUGCUAGCACUAUAAAUGGAGUAUGCCAAUGUAAUUUAGGCACUUAUUGAGCAACGGGCACAAGAGAAUGUGCUUUUUGUGACAAAUUAUGUUCAUCAUGUUCAGAUAUGUUUUACUGUACAGCUUGCUUAGGCACAAAUAUGCUAGUUUCAAAUGUUUGUUUAAGAGCAUGCCCAUAUGGAUUUGGUGCAUCAUGUGCUUCAGUUUCAAGCGCAGUUAUUGAUCAAAAUUUUGCAAAUUAUUUUUAUGGAGCUUAUGGAUUAUUUCAAACAGGGACAAGCUCAAGUAGCUAUAGUAAAUGCACCUUUACUGAUCCGUCUUGGACACUUUUAUCCUCUUUUACUUUCUCGUUAGCUAUCUAACAGUUUUAAAUAGCAAUUUUUGAAUUGCAAUUCCUUGGUUUAAACUUAUUGUUAAAUUAAUCUAUUUGAGACUGCAGGAGUGCAGACGUCAAAAGAUUUUUUCAGUCUCAACCCAUAAAGGUGCCUAAGUUAUAUUAUUUUUUCAAUAAUCCUGAAGCAGUAGAUCCAAUACCAGCAAAAAACCGAGGGCUUUAUUUUUCUGGAAGCUCUUAUCUUCAAACAACUUCAACUAUAUAUAUCUCGCUUAAUUUUUCUAUUGGAUUGUGGGUUUGGAUAUUAUCUGGCUCAGGAGAUAUCUUGACAAAUAGUUCUGGGUAUAAAAUAACGAUUUCUGCGAAUGGAGCUAUGACAAUAGUGUUAGAGGAUAAAACAGAAUCUAUGACUACAAUAACAACUGCAACACUUAACCCUUCAAAUUCAGCGUGAGUUUAUAUUUCUUUUAUUAUUUCAUUUUCAGCAUCAACAAGCUCUUCAACUAUUUCUCCUUAUCUCAACAAUUCUCCACAAACAUCUACAACAGCCAAUGGAUACAUAUAUAGAGACGCUGUCAAUAAUUAUAUAUUUCUUGGAAAAAGCUCGUCAAGUAAUUUUUUGGGAUAUAUAGCCCUGAAAUAUUUUAGAUCAAUAUUGGCCAUCCUUUUUAAUUUCCAAAAUUAAUUUGCAUUUGCUAGCUUUUCUGAAAAGUAAAAGCGAAAAUGACAAGUCUCCGUUUAUGGUUUUUAGGUACCUAAUCAGACUUAUACUGUAUAAGGCAGGAGCCCUGUACUAUACUUUUUCUGGUCGGUAUUCUGCUGGGGUAUAGAGAUCUAUUAGGGUGCAUGAGCUAUAUUUACCAAUUCACUUUAUGAAAUGUAGCAGUUUCAAAUUUUAACGCUCAAUACUUAAACCAAAUAUGUGGCAGAGGAGCAAUCGCUAGCUGCCUUUGAACUUGCCCCUUAUCUCAAUGAAUGAAUGGGAUAACACCUACAAAUUGUAAUUCAUGCGCAAAUGGUUGCGUUAGAAAUGCAUCCUGCAAUGUUUGUAACGAUCCACUUUGCAGUGUCUGUGCAGGGUUCUUAGCAGGCCUAUGCACACAAUGCAAUAUUGGCUAUUAUUUAGAUUUAACUAGUAAUACAUGCUUAUCAUGCGAUUAUAGCUGCAAAACUUGUACAUCAUCGACUUCUGGAGACUGCAUUAUUUGUGCGUCUGGCUUUUAUAUGUAUUUAGGAUGAUGCAUUUCUAAGUGUCCAGAUGGAUUGAUAGAAAGUGGGUCAUUGUGUGUUGAAAAAGAUCCUUUUAUCUUUUAUCUUUCAUUUAAUACUCUUGAAGGAGUUGUUUUUGAUAAGCAAAGCAAAAUUCCAGCUUUAACAGGAAACAGCACAACUUUUUACCCAAAUUAUGAUGACUUUGAUCCAAUAGCUGCUUUAUACAGAGGUUUUUAUUUUAAUGGAGUAAACUCACUCAUGCAUUUACCUAUUUAUCCAGGCUACAGUAGCCCAGUUCUCAGCUUUGGCUAUUCUUUUACUUUUUCUAUAUGAGUCAAUACUGAGAGUGGCUUUGGAACUAUUCUCUCAAAACAAGAUUUACUUUAUAAUCCAAUUUUUUCUCUCCAGCUAAGUGCUGGAGUUGCAGUGGUUUCAUUAAACUUUAAGAGCUCUGGAUUGGCUUCAUUCUAUUAUUUGCAAAAUCUUGAAUUUUAUGUAUGAAAUCAUAUUGCAUUCACAGCAGAAUACACAAGUUUAAAGGAGACAAAAAUGACAUUUUAUUUGAAUGGAAUACAAGCUAAUGAACUCGAUUUUGGAUCUGACUAUUUUAAAGAUACCAAAACAGAUAUUACUUUUACAUUGGGAGCAGAAAAAGAUCUAUCUGGCUAUAAAAAUUAUUUUAAGGGGUUCAUUUAUGAUAUUAAAGGUUAUAACUCAGUAAAAAGCAUAUCAGCACUUGCAUUACCUGCAGUUCAAUGUAACGAAAAUUGUAAAGCAUGUCCUGCGAAUGGAGUUUGCAUUCCUAAUUGUUUAAUUUCUCAGUAUUGGAUUGGUCCAGAAUAUAAUAAAUGCUCCAAAUGCAGCAGUGGAUGUUUUAGCUGUAGAGAUUCCAGUAAAUUUUGCAAUCUUUGUGAUAAUCAAAAGUGUGCAUCCUGUUAUGAUUUUACUGGAGAUUCCUGCCUUGAAUGUGUUUCUGGUACUUCAAAUGCAACAAACUGUCAAUGUGACUAUGGUCUUGCUUGAAACUCAAGUUCAGGAAUAUGCGAGGCUUGCCAUCAAUGGCAAUACAAAGCGAAUGAUUCUUGCUAUGAUUGUUCUCCUCUCUGUGCUCAAUGUGAUAGUAAAAAUAAAUGCACAUGGUGCAUUAACAAUGCUGUAUUAAAUUCUGGAAGCUGUGCUUGCUCUCCUGGAUACAUAGGAAUAACUGAAUGCACAUUUAUCCCCUUUAAUGUCAGUCUUGUUGUUAACAAAAAUAAUACUUUAGUUCUGGCCUUCAGUGAUAUAUUAAAGAAAGAUUUAUUAAAUCACGAUCAAAUUAUGAUAUAGAAGUUUCCUAUGUUUGGCGCUGUAAGGCCGAUAAAUUCUGAUCGGAAUUUUAUCGGUAGGUUUGCACCAAAUCAAUGCCUUGGUCGGACCAAAAAGCGAUUUGGUCCGACGAACUUGGAAAGCUCCUGGGAAAAUGUCUGCGCUUUUAGCGCUAUAUAGAGGAAACCUCUAUACAAAUUCAUAAUAAUAAAAUUCAAUCAUGAUCCAUUUCUCAAGUUUCAAGCAAAGAGUAUUUAAUAUCAUGCAAUUUUGAUGGAGGGAUUUCAAAGGGCACUACUAUUAUAGUGUGCUUUAUAAAUUCUACAAGCAUUGUAUCGAUUUCUGGAGGUGUAAUCCACGAAGAUUAUUUAUCAGGCUCUUUAUAUGAAUCUUUGACUUCUGAAGAGCAAGAAGUGGCUCAAAUUCAAAAUCAAGUUUCUUCUGGAGUAAAAGUUUUGGUUGGAACAAGUGUAGCUUUAGCAAUGCUCAAUCCAAACCCUUCAGCUCUAUGAACUAUUCUGAACACUAUUCAAUUUAUUUCCUACAUACCUUAUGCAAACUACCCUUUAACAGACAAAAUUUCUGCAUUUUUUAAGUCAAUUGGCGAUUUCAAUUUAGUUCCAAAUAUUUUUUUAUUGUUCAUUGAUAAAAAUCAAAGUAACCCACCUUAUUAUCAAGCCAGAAAAUAUGGAUAUGAUAGCUUAUUGUUGCUUGUAAAUGUUGGAAAUGAUAUAACUGCUUUGUGUUGUGUUAUAACUGCGAUCCCUAUCGUUUAUUUUUUUUCUAAAUGUUCUCAGGGAUUUAUUGGAAAGAAAUUUAAAAAAUUACUUAGAGAGUAUAAAUUUAGUACUUUUUUACGAUUUUGGAUUGUAUGGUAUCUUGAAAUUGGUUUUGCUUCUAUAAUUGGGGUUUUGAGCACUGAAAAUUAUGAAAUCUUAGAAAAUCCGCUUAAUAUAUCUAACUAUUUCAUUUGCUGAUUUUUUAUUGUAAUUAUAAUUUAG
Molecule: messenger RNA, 4649 nt
Organism: Blepharisma stoltei
Lineage: Eukaryota; Ciliophora; Heterotrichea; Heterotrichida; Blepharismidae
Source: the annotation of a GenBank genome assembly